Molecule: messenger RNA, 1530 nt
Organism: Pelagomonas calceolata
Lineage: Eukaryota; Pelagophyceae; Pelagomonadales; Pelagomonadaceae
Source: the annotation of a GenBank genome assembly
CCUUGGGACAAAGCGGGGGCUUAAGCUCUCUAAGUAGAGGCAUUAGUGCAACGUGUGCACGGGAGCAGCCUUGCGUUGAACCAUAUCAACGCGCCAGCUAAGAAUUUUCCUGUGCAAAGGCCUAGCAGCCGAGCUAACCACUGCACCCACUGCCCACUGCCUGCACGCCAUCGCCGCGCAGCGCUACCAGCCGCAGUAUUAAGCAUGGCCCCAGCAAGCGGCGACCUCAAAAAGCGCGCCACGAGCGGCCAACUCACCGACGCGGAAAGAGCGUCGGCCUGGCGCGUCUUCUUAGGAGCAUCGACAGACAUAAACUACAAGAAACUCAAAGACGACGCCUUACCGGACGCGGCGAGCAUCAGUAGCGAUAGCGACCCCCUCUCGGGCUUGCUCGACGAUGCAAAGAAUAAUGAUGGCUGGGCGCGGUUCCACGCGAAUGUGGAAAACCGCGAGGAGAUCCGCACGGACUUAGAAAGGUUAGUGGUCGACGGGUUUCCGGAGUCCCAUUUCAAGGAUCCACAGCGCCAGACGCUGAUGCUGGACGUGUUGACGGUCUGGGCGGCCCGUAAUUCAUUAGGUUAUCGCCAGGGCAUGCACGAAUUGUUAGCUGUUUUAUGCGAAGUCUUGGAGCAGGAGAAACGCGAAGGCUUCAACAACUUUGCGCAGAGCGGAGCUGUUAGUGAUGGGCCCUUCCAUGAAUCGGACGCGUAUGUCUUAUUUGACGCGCUGAUGGCGCACCAAGCAUCGUUGUUCGCCACGGACCUCGGGGCCGAUGCUCCGGUGCUGAAAUUGUGUAGGAGGUUCCAGACUGAAAGUUCGCAAUUACUUUCGUUGGGCAAUGGGUUUAACAGUGUCGAGCCGCAGCUCUAUGGACUCAGGUGGUGCCGCCUCUUGUUCAGCCGCGAAAUCGCGUGUCCCGCCCUGUUGCAGUUGUGGGACGGGCUCUUCGCGUUAUGCCACGCGCAUCAAAAGGAGCUGAGUGUCGUGACGGAGAAGUGCUGCACCGCUCUAAUUUGUGCGGCGGCGCCCAAUUUGCGGGGCGGCGCUAAAGAACAGAUCGCCCUCGAAAUUUUAAUGAGGUACAAGAACCACGUCGCGCCGGCGGUGCCGCGGCUCUUGGAUAUAAGUGAGCGGCUUGUUGAUGGAAGGGGCCUGCCGCCCGUGCGGACCGCUCCGGCACCGCAGCGUCCCCAGGUGGUCCACACGCACGGCGCCGCGCCGGUCAAGCCGCCGCGCGCCCGCGUUCCCGCCGGCCCGCCGCCCGGCUCCUCGACGUCGACGACGUUCGUGAAGCCGACGCCCGCGCGGGCCCCACCGCCGGCGCCGCCGCCGCAACCGCAGACGAUCGACCGCGCGGCGCUCCUCUCGUCGCCGAAGGCGCCGUCGCAACCGAGCGUUCUCCCGUCGUCGCGGCUGCUGCGGGCGGUCGCGGUCCUGCGGGGCAGCGCCGUGACGGAGGAGACCCGACGCCAGGCGGCGCUCGCGCAGAUUGAAGACGUCGCCGCGGAGCUGCGGCGGCGGCGCUUGUGA